Brassica oleracea var. oleracea is the source of this 808-nucleotide messenger RNA. Its product is annotated as RING-H2 finger protein ATL44. The transcript has a single exon. The record is from RefSeq and is a predicted model, not a curated record. NCBI's taxonomy places the organism in Eukaryota, Viridiplantae, Streptophyta, Magnoliopsida, Brassicales, Brassicaceae. The coding region runs from base 108 to 674 and encodes 188 amino acids.
AUCUAUCUUUGUGUGUCUAUUAUAACGUGGAUCAAGAUUCUUUCUUAUCUUUAUCACUCUCACGUUCUUUUGUCUUCAAACGCACACAAAGAAAAGAAAAACCAAGAAUGACUAUACCGUCAAGAAUCCUCGAGACGGCGGCGACGCCACCACCACAACCGUCGGAGCAGAUUCUGGCGGCCGAAUCUGACAUGGUGGUGAUCUUGUCUGCUCUUCUCUGCGCUCUCAUAUGCGUAGCUGGCCUUGCCGCCGUCGUACGUUGCGCUUGUCUCCGGCGAUUUACUGCCGGAGGAAAUUCUCCGUCGCAGAACAAAGGGUUGAAGAAGAAAGCUCUUCAGUCUCUUCCUAGAUCCACUUUCACCGCCGCGGAAUCAACCUCCGGAGGUGCCGCCGAAGACGGCGGAGAUUCAACGGAGUGCGCGAUUUGUCUCACUGAGUUCGCCGACGGAGAAGAAAUCAGAGUGCUUCCUCUUUGUGGCCAUUCCUUCCACGUGGCGUGUAUUGACAAAUGGCUUGUCUCUAGGUCUUCGUGUCCUUCUUGUCGCCGGAUUCUCACGCCGGUGAGAUGUGGCCGGUGCGGCCAUUCUUCAACGGCCGGGAGGCAAAGCAAAGAUCAUCAACAUGACCAACACUCGUCGCAGCUCGCUUCCUCUGUUCCUACGUUUCUUCCUUAAUUUUUAUAGUGUCUUGUAAAGUGGGUUCAAUUAGAAACUAGAGAUCUUCAGGGUUUUUUUCUUCCUGUCGUUUUAGAUUGUAAUUCCACUGUGUUAAACAACUAGAUGGAGUUCAAAGUUGGAGAUGUUUAUCA